Molecule: messenger RNA, 569 nt
Organism: Capsella rubella
Lineage: Eukaryota; Viridiplantae; Streptophyta; Magnoliopsida; Brassicales; Brassicaceae
Product: ubiquitin-fold modifier 1
Exons: 4
Coding region: 109-375 (88 amino acids)
Biological process (GO): protein K69-linked ufmylation
Cellular component (GO): cytoplasm; nucleus
Source: RefSeq, a predicted model, not a curated record
CUUGUUGGGUGUAUUGCGUCAUUGAAACGCGAGGAAACGAGGAAAUCGAGAAAAAAAAACGCAAUAGUCGCCGUGCUAAUCUGAUCUCCUUCUCCCUCGUCGGAAAAAAUGGCCACUGGUGGGAAAGUCUCCUUCAAAGUCACUCUGACUUCGGAUCCUAAGCUUCCUUUCAAAGUUUUCAGCGUACCGGAGGGAGCUCCGUUCACGGCGGUAUUGAAAUUCGCAGCAGAGGAGUUCAAGGUUCCUCCACAAACCAGCGCCAUCAUUACCAAUGAUGGGAUCGGGAUCAAUCCUCAGCAGAGUGCAGGAAACGUGUUCCUGAAGCAUGGGUCUGAACUAAGACUGAUCCCGCGUGAUAGAGUUGGAGCUGCAUGAAGGCUUGAAGCAAUCAGUAAAUCUCUGUUCUCAUACCUUUUAAAAACAUAAGAAUAAACUAAAUCUCUGUUCUCAUAAUGUAAUGCUGUGCUCACAUCCUUGUACGGUUUCACCGAAUUUGGUGACUUGUAUGCUUAGAUGUGGACUAAAAUGCUUAGAUAAUGUGGACUAAAAAGAAAUAUCGAAUGGUCAUC